This is a messenger RNA of Scatophagus argus, 3949 nucleotides long. Its product is annotated as frizzled-6-like. Gene Ontology annotation, cellular component: plasma membrane. Gene Ontology annotation, biological process: non-canonical Wnt signaling pathway; canonical Wnt signaling pathway. Bases 390 to 2495 code for a protein of 701 amino acids. The record is from RefSeq and is a predicted model, not a curated record. NCBI's taxonomy places the organism in Eukaryota, Metazoa, Chordata, Actinopteri, Scatophagidae. Gene Ontology annotation, molecular function: Wnt-protein binding; Wnt receptor activity. The transcript has 8 exons.
AGCAUCUUCGCUUCUCAACAGCCAGACAAGAAAAGACGCAAGGUCUGUGCUGGAGCUUGUCGCAGGAAAAACGCCACCACACUCCCUACGGAAUUGCUUCAGCGAGUAUCCGUGUAGUUAGCUGUUACACGAGCACCUGGGCAUUUAGGGGAAUGUGCUCUUCCUGUCUGUGACCUGGAGUCACAUGCUGCCCACUUGAUGGAAAAGUUUUACCUACCACAGUGCCCAUCGGCACCACUGAGAUGACCCUAGGAGAAGUGAACUGUGGAUGACAGCGUGAGCCAGGGAAACUCAACGUUUAUGCCAAAAUAUCCUCCCUCUGAGCCAGAAAGAAACCUGUUCUAGUUAUUCUCACACACACACACUCCCAUUCCUGUUCAGCUGUUGAGAUGCUGCUGCCAGGACCACUGUGGGUGUGCCUGGCUCUGAUAUGGGUGGGAAGCUGCAGUGCCCAUAGCCUGUUCACCUGCGAGCCCAUCAAAGUGCAUUGGUGCUUGGGGAUGCCCUACAACAUGACCUUCUUUCCUAACAUGAUGGAGCACUAUGACCAGGAUAUUGCAGCCAGUAAUAUGGAGCCAUUCAUGCCUCUGGUUAACCUGCGGUGCUCUCCAGAUGUCCACCACUUCCUAUGCCAAGCUUUUGUUCCAGCAUGCACCGAGGACGACAUGGUGAUCCAUCCAUGCAGAGAGGAGUGUGAGACUGUUCUGUCUGAGUGUAAGGAGAAUAUACGAAUCUUUGGCAUCACAUGGCCUCCUGAGCUACAGUGUGACAAAUUGGACAGCUGUAGCUUGCAUGAUAGCGUGACACCUCCCGUAACCACCCCAAUGCCCUUGUCAUCAGCCAAGAGGGACCUUGGCUUCUGGUGCCCACUGCAGCUGAAGACCAAGCCAGGCCAUGGAUCAUCAUUCCUGGGUGCCCAGGACUGUGCUCCUCCUUGCUCCAAUAUGUACUUCAAACCUCAUGACAUUGAAUUUGCCAAGAGCUUCAUCGGCGUGUGCUCUAUCAUCUGCUUGGGUGCAACGCUCUUCACCUUCCUCACGUUCCUCAUUGAUGUUAAGCGUUUCCGCUAUCCUGAGCGCCCCAUAAUCUUCUAUGCCGUCUGCUACAGCUUGGUCUCACUCAUGUACUUCAUCGGUUUCUUGCUGGGGAACAACGCUGCUUGUACCAAAGCAACUCAUCCUGCCGGCGUGGAUACUGUGGUGUUGGGCUCUCAGAGCAAAGGCUGCACUCUGUUUUUCAUGCUGCUCUACUUCUUCUCCAUCGCUGGUAUCGUAUGGUGGGUCAUCCUCACCAUCACCUGGUUCCUUGCAGCUGGACCCAAGUGGAGCUGUGAGGCUAUAGAGAAGAAAGCGGUGUGGUUCCAUUCUGCUGCCUGGGGGAUCCCCGGGGCGCUAACCGUCAUGCUGCUGGCUCUGAACAAAGUUGAAGGGGACAACAUCAGCGGUGUUUGUUUUGUGGGGCUUUACGACCUGGACGCCCUGCGCUACUUUGUUUUGGCUCCUCUGUGCGUGGGUGUCAUAGUUGGCCUUUUCCUCAUCCUGGCAGGCAUCGUUUCUUUAAAUAACGUCCGGCAGGUCAUCCAGCAUGACGAGCGCAACCAGGAGAAGCUGAAGAAGUUCAUGAUCCGCAUCGGCGUGUUCAGCUGCCUCUACCUGGUCCCAUUGGUCACCCUGUUAGCCUGCUACACCUACGAACAGAGUCACCGCAGCACCUGGGAGAAUACCUGGAUCAACGACCGCUGUCAGGAGUACAGCAUCCCCUGCUCCUACAAGACAGCAGAGCUCGACAGGCCGGACCUCUCCCUGUUUCUGGUGAAAUACUUAAUGACUCUGGUGGUUGGAAUAUCUGCAGUGUUCUGGGUCAGCAGCAAAAAGACGUGCUCUGAGUGGGCCUACUUCUUCAACAGGACUCGCAAGAGAGAUCCCAUCAGUGAGAGCCGCCGGGUGCUGCAGGAGUCCUGCGAGUUCUUCCUCAAGCACAACAGCCGCGUCCAGCACAAGAAGAAGCACUACAAGCCGACCUCCCACAAGCUCAAGGUCAUCUCCAAGUCCAUGGGCACAAGUACUGGUGCUGCACUCUCCAAUGUCUCCACCACCGCCACCGUAACCAAUCAAGGAGCCUCUGCACUGGGUAAUCACGAGCCAUAUGCACAAGGUUCUCUGUCUGAGACCUCAGUCAGAGAGCACCUGGACAGGGGCACCUCCAGCCGAAGCUCCAGGAGAGGGGAGAGGGAGAGGGAGAGGGAGGGGGGAGGAGAGAGACGUAGCAAAGGCGGGAGCUCCAGUAAGAUCAGCAGCCGCUCAGAGAGCACGCACAGAGUCCCAGAUGGGAGGAUGACUCCAAGGAGCGAGCUGUCAGAGACCAGGCAGGUCCCCAGUGGACAGCAGCAUCCAGCUUUAAACCUAUCACACAGCAGCAGCAUCCAGGACUCCACCCAUCAGCUGGUGCAUCGGGUGCCUGAGGAGAGCAAGGACGCAAAGGACAGCAGCUGCUGAGGCAUCCGACUGUCCCACAUUUAUCUGCAUAUCCAUCCAUCCAUUCAUCCUUGAAACCACUCAUUCACAUAUCUGUUCCAAACCACAGUGCCCGUUUGUGUCAUAUAUCAUAUAAGCUUCAUACGUCACAUUUUGAUUGUAUUGGUUACAUUGUAUUCAGUGAAUGUUCAUGGCCAGGAAAUGGCAACACGCGCUGAGUAUGUAAAUGUGGUAUGUUCAUAACCUGUGAGUCAGAGCAGAGAGCCUGAAGGUGUUAGAUGGUGCAGUUAAAAUGACAGCUGUGUCUUUCAGCUUUACUGAGGUUCUGGCCUUACACCUGAAUGUUGCAGCAGCACAGCUUUGUUCCACUGAAACAUCUACCAAUGGUCAUAUAAUUUUUAUAGCAUGCAUCAGAAACUUUACACCUAUUUUGUAGAUUAGUAGCUCAGUGGCAUAGAAUGCAUACUAGAAAGGAAAUGCAAUAUUUAUGUAAAUAUUCUAUUUUUUAGAAAUGAAGUCUUUCACUGGACUAGUUGCUACACUGAGUAUUAUGCUGAGAAAGGUUAUGAUAUUGCCAAACAUUCAACUUAAGGAGAGUCUCCCUAUGGUAAUUUGGUUUUGUUUGUUUGUUUUUUUUUUGAAUGUCUUAUUGUUGUGUCUGGAAACAUGGUUUGCCUUCAAAGCACAUCUUUUAAUACAUGUAGUGUGCUAUGUUACUGCUCCUUUAAAAAAAGGGCAUAGUCUCGAUAGUUGAUUUUUAGACGGUGUUUGAAUUUGUGAUUUCUUCCUACUUAAUGUACAGAUGUGUCUUCAAAGAAGUGUCCUGUGAUUUUGGAUAAAGUAUAGCUUUAUAGUUUUCUACAAAAAUGUGCCUUCCUUAGAGUAGUUCCUCAUCUUCAAAGAACCUUAAAGAACCUGCAGAUGUUGUGUGUGAUGUCUGCCUGUGAUCUUGGAGAAGGUGUAAAUUUACUUGGAGGAAACAAAUCAAACAGGCUUUGCACUAUUUUUCAUUAGAAUCACAAAACACUAAUUAUUAAGUGUUAAUAGUCAUAAACAAAUACAAAAAGAGUUUUUUUCAGGGCUAAUUUAUAACAUGUGGGGUCUCAGACCAUAUAUUUCUUUUAAAGUACUUCCAGAGCAACUUCUGGGAUUCGUUUGAAAAUUUGUCAUGCUGUACAGUCCAUUGCUGUGGAAGGGAUUGAUUCUUUUAUAUUUGGGAGUCACAGAACAAUUCCAAUCAGGCUAAUUAAAAGGGAAUCCUUGUCAGUCUAUUCCUGUUGUACAUGUUCAUUCUUUAUCUGGCAUGUGGACGGGGGUCUUUCUGAAAAUCUAUCUAUGAAAUGUAGUCCAUGAAAUGCGCUAUACAACUUUUAUAAACUGUUUUUUUAAUGUUCUUUUUUUUUUGUAACCUAUCUUGUCAGUUCAAUUUUGUAUCAAUCCAAUUGAAUUUUAAUAAAAUAUCAUUGAAUAAAAAA